Messenger RNA from Dovyalis caffra, 828 nucleotides. The record is from the annotation of a GenBank genome assembly. Lineage: Eukaryota; Viridiplantae; Streptophyta; Magnoliopsida; Malpighiales; Salicaceae.
AUGAAUCGGUUUUGCCAAAUUAGGUUUCGAUUCAAUCUCAGGCGAAAAAUUCAACGCCACUUUUCAGUUGUUAGACGAUGCAUUCUCCAUAUAUGGGAUCAGAUUCUCAUGUGUUCGAUAGGGAAGCCUGUUCGGUAUCGUCGCAUCUUGUCACACUCCCGGGAGAUCACUUCUUCCUCGUCUCCAGUCACCAACGACACAGUUCCGAGCGUAACACCACCACCGAUAUGUCAUCACCACCACGAUAAUGAUUCAGACUUGGUUGCCUUGAAGAUUAGCCUCUUAGGUGAUUGCCAAAUUGGAAAGACAAGUUUUCUGGCAAAGUAUGUGGGAAAUGAGAAAGAUGAGGGAGUGAAGCAAAACAACGGUUUGAAAAUGAUGAAUAAAACAUUGACAGUUAAAGAUGCACGUAUUUCUUAUAGUUUGUGGGAACUAGAUGGCGGCUAUGAAGGAUUGAAGCAGCAAAUUCCGGUGGCUUGCAAGGAUUCUGUGGCUAUUUUGAUAAUGUUUGAUCUAACUAGUCGGAUCACACUAAACAGUGUAAUAAGGUGGUACCAAGAAGCAAGGAAAUGGAAUCGGACGGCAGUUCCUGUUAUAAUAGGAACCAAGUUUGAUGAGUUUAUCCAACUUCCCGUAGAUUUGCAAUGGACAAUUGCAAGCCAGGCAAGAGCAUAUGCGAAGGCUCUAAAUGCAACUCUCUUCUUUUCAAGUGCGACCUAUAAUAUCAAUGUGAAUAAGAUCUUCAAAUUCAUCACAGCAAAGCUUUUUGAUCUGCCGUGGACCUUAGAGCGCAAUCUCACCAUUGGAGAACCUAUUAUUGAUUUCUGA